Ectocarpus sp. CCAP 1310/34 is the source of this 3003-nucleotide messenger RNA. The record is from the annotation of a GenBank genome assembly. Lineage: Eukaryota; Phaeophyceae; Ectocarpales; Ectocarpaceae.
AUGUCGUGUUCGGACUCGGACUCGGACUCGGACUACGAUGGCGGCGACGGCAGCGGCGGCACGUCCACGUCGGUGCGGCGGUGCCUCGCCAAGAUUGGGAUCGACCCCGCCGGGCCCGAGCUGACGCGCUGCGCGAGCCUCACGGAGGAGUUUACGGCGAUCAAGAAGGCCUACUUCAAGAAGAUCCUGAUGGUCCACCCGGACAAGGGCGGCGACGCGGCCGAGUUCCGCGACGUCAACUCCUCGUGGGAGCUCAUCCGCAAGCUCUACGAGGACCGGGCCGUGCCGUCGUUCGUGGCCGCCGCGGAGUCGACGACACAGGACAGAUACGACUACGACUAUAAUAGCAGCGGCGGCGGCGGCGGCGCUGCUAGGUCUGCGUCCCCAUCGACCACCCACAUGCCCUGGCAGUACUACUACGACGCGGCGGCGGAGGAGGUGCCCCCGUACAAGGUGGAGCUGGCCAGGUCCGGCCGGAGCAAGUGCACCCAACGCACCCAGUCGGCGCGGCGGUGCGCCGACGAGGGGCCGCUCAUCGGGAAGGGAGAGAUCCGCAUCGGCUCCCUCGACGCGCAGUCCGGGUCGUACGGCCGCUGGGUCCACCUCAAGUGCUGGCGCGUGCCCAGCCGGAUAUGGAUGGGGCUCGCGCAGGCCGACGGGGACGGCGGUGGCGGCAGCGGCGGCAUCCUGGAGGCGUGCGUCGCCGCCCUCUCGGGCAUGAACGAGGUGCAGUUCACCGGAUUCAACGAUCUGUCCCCCCACGACCAGCGGCAGGUCGCGGCCCACGCCGCGGACAAGAGUAACUGGGCGAGCCUCCAGGGUAGGAGGAGGGUCCGCGCUGCGGACGUCGGCACCGCCUCCUCCUCCGGCCGCGGCAGCAGCGCCGGAGCAGGCGGUGCCAGCAGCGGCGGCGGCAGCAGCGGCAGCGGUAGCGCUCCGGCGCACGCCGCGGGGGCAAGUGAUGCAGCCGGUGGCUCUUCCUCCUCCUCCUCCUCCUCCCACUACUCAGCAGCCGGUUCCGGAUAUUCGACCUAUGGCCCCGCGUCGCCCGUCGCCGCCGCCGCUCCUCCUCCGAGCGGUUCAGCGGUAAGUCGCUUCCAACCCCAAGAGUCGAUGGUGGCCCCGUCCGCCGCCCGCCGCCGCUUCUACGUCGUCCCGCGGCCGGGCGUCAACGGCGCGCGGGCGGACUUCCUCAAGGGCAAGACGAUCGUCAUGACGGGGGUCUUCCCGGAGAUCGGGGGAGGGGCCGGCCUUAACCAGGGCAAGGACAGGCUCCGGAGCAUGUGCGAGUCCUUCGGCGCGAGGGUGACUUCCGCGAUCUCGGGCAAGACCGACAUGCUCAUCGUGGGGAAAGAGCCGGGCGCGAGCAAGGUCGGGAAGGCGAACGCCUCCCCCAAGUGCCAGCUCGUCUCCCUGGCGGACCUGACGAUGAGCAUCCAGGGCGAGCAGAAGCUGGAGUCGGCGCCGCCGCCGGAGAUAGAGGCCUUCAGCGAAGGCUUCUCGGGCAACGGCCUCCACAUGAGGCUCGGGAGCGGGCGGGGCAAGGCCACUGCGAAACCGUUGCUGGCAGACGUGAAGAAGCGCAAGGCUGCCAAGGCUAAGACUGAGAAGCCCAAGCCGAAGGCCAAGCAGAAGGCUGAGAAGCCCAAGCCGAAGAAGCGGGCGCCGGCCAAACCGAAGCCGAAACCCAAGGCAAAGAAGUCGGCCGCUGCCAAGAAGACGGCCGCGGGGAGGAAGAAGGGCCCCGCGCCGAAAAGGAACAAGACGAAGACGACGACCGACAUCGCGCCCAUCUCUUGACAGAAGAAUGUAGAGAAUUCCGCCGCACACCGAACAGGAUCGCGCCCAUCUCUUGAUCGGAAAAAGUAAUUAAAAAAAAGGUAUUUCCGUCGACGACCCGACAUGGUUUUUCGUUCUUUUGUUCCGGAAAGCGUGAGAUGCGUGCAAGGUGUGUCUCCUAUAGCUGGAGAUUUGAACGCCUCCACCCCCGUUGACAAGGAGGAGCUCGGUGAAUAGGCUCGAGACUGCUCGCGUCAUGUUGUUGUUUUUUUGCCUCGGGAUCCGGUAUGGAAGGAGGAAGACAAUUCUUAGUGUCAGUGCUUAUGUUUCCUCGUUAAGAAUAUGCAUAUAUUAGUGCGUUUUCUACGUGCACGUUCCUGUUUUUUUUUUUUUGACAAAUACAAAUCCCUUUUUUUCCUUUCAAGAAGAAGCAACUACACAGCUGGUUUUUUGACGUGGAGUGUAGCCGUAAGUGACGGUGGUGUGUGGUGUUGCGUGGUGUGGUUGUGUAGCGAUGCGAGUUGGACGGACUCCUGCUCUUGUCGUGCGUUAGGGAACAAGCCGGCGGUUUUCGUCGAUCCCCCGCAUCUCUUGCCCGACUUUUUUUGUAGCUUGCAGAAGAUUCGGCUGUAUGCACGGCCUGCAAUCGUGUUUCUGUUGUGAUGAGCAUCUUCAGCUGUACGUUGUGCGCGCGCCGUUGGCUGUUGUAAGAAUAUGCCUUUGGCGGCGCAACAGAUAGUGACAAUCCUGUAUGUUUGGUGAGAGUCCGUCCCGUUUGGUUGCACAAGCACUGCGUUGGUAGUUAUGCACGUAUCGCGGGGUGAAAGGACGAGGAAAGGAUGUCGGGCGAUGAUCAUCGCUUUCUUCUGCGUUCGUGGCAGUGCGAAAAGAUGGAGACGGCACUUCAUCCUGCACACACAAACGUGUGUUGCGCAGUUAUUUUAUUUCGCAAUUUGUGAGUGUAUGCUGUACCAUGUGGUGAGACUGAUGGUUUUCGCCGUAAAACUAUCCAACAAUGCGCCUAUUUGAACGUAUCUCAGGGCAGAUGAUGGUGGUAAGUGCAAGAAAAGAAGCGACUCCUUUGGUGUCUAGCGUGUGUAGAGAUGAAUGACGAGGCAUGGCCAGUAGCUUUUUUAGGUUGCGUGUGUCGGACUGGGUGUAAGAGUGGCGGAAUUUAUUUCAUGUUAGCGGGGUCAGCAUAAUUACGACUUGUAUCAGAGACUU